AUGGCCUUGUUAUAUUUUCUAAUGUUAAUGUUAGUUUCUUACUGUUGGCCACUUUACUUUUUCAAUCUUGUUACAGUACCUGUACCAACCAAUGUUACAAUUGAGUCCUAUAACUUGAGUCCUGUUCUGUAUUGGGAGUAUCCAGUCAUGGUGCCAACCCCUGUAUUCACUGUAGAGGUAAAGAACUAUCGGAGUGGGGUAUGGAUUGAUGCUUGUACAAAUAUUUCUCAUCAUCAGUGUAAUAUUUUUCAUAAAAUGGAUGACCCAUCAGAUCCUCUUUGGGCCAGAGUUAAAGCUAGACUUGGACACAAAGAAUCUGACUAUGUGGAGUCCAAAGAAUUUAUUAUAUGCCAACAAGGGAGAGUUGGACCACCUAAACUCAGUGUCAGAAAAAAGGAAAACCAAAUCAUCGUUGACAUAUUUUACCCAUUGAUUAUUAUAAAUGGAAAAGAGAUGGGAACCGUGUUUGAUUAUGAAGAUACUUGUUACGAUUUCCUGUACAGUAUGUACGUGAGAAUUAAUGGAAGUGAGACUACACAUAAGGUAGAGGAUUGCAAUGAGACUCAGUGUCGGUCCAGUAUUCCAGUGUCCUCCCUGAACGCCGAGUACUGUGUUUCAGCAGACGGCUUCACAGAUAGAUGGGAAGUUAAAACAGAAAAGUCAGAAGAAUAUUGUAUUACCAUUUCAGAUAACACCACAACAUAUUCUGUCUGGAUUCCAGUUGUUGCUGCUAUCCUUUUCUUUCUAAUACUUAUUUUUGUAGUCAUAUGUUGUCAUAUUAAGAAGAUAAAUCCUUGUAAGAGAAAAAACACCAUCUUACCCAAGUCCUUGCUCUCUGUUGUAAAACAUGCCACUUCAGAGACAAAACCUGAAUCAAAAUAUGUAUCACUUAUCACAUCAUACCAGCCUCUUGCCCUAGAACAUGAGAAGGAGAACAAUGAAGAGCAAAUGUCUCCAGCAGCGAUUCCAGGUGUGCAUACAGAAGGCAAUCCAGGAAAAAUGGAGCAUGCAGAAGCAGCUUCCAGUGGAAUAGAAGUGGUAACUGCUGAAGAAAGUAUUUCUGCCAUGGUCCCAAAGAGCCAUACAACUCCAAUAAAAAGAGAGAAUUCUCUCCAUUCGAAUAGCAACCAGUCUGAAUCCUGCAGUGUCACUUUAAACUUGUACCACUCCAGAAAAGGUUCUGAUAGUGGCCUUGUGGAUGGCUUCUUACCUGACUCAGAGUUCCCCCCAAAUAAUAAAGCUGAAAUAAAGACAGAAGGACAGGAUUCCAUAACACUGAGAAACACUGCCACCUCAUUUGGUUAUGAUAAACCACACGUGAUAGUAGAUCUGGUUGGGGAGGAUGGUGGUAGAGAGUCCUUGAUUGGCUAUAGACUUCCAACAGACUCCAAAGAGUUUUCAUAA
Molecule: messenger RNA, 1404 nt
Organism: Orycteropus afer afer
Lineage: Eukaryota; Metazoa; Chordata; Mammalia; Tubulidentata; Orycteropodidae
Source: RefSeq, a predicted model, not a curated record